AUGCCCAGAGCCAAUAGCGUCCCUUGGAGUCCAGUGGUGUUGUCCAUUGACAUUGGAACCACGUCUACCAGAGCCAUUAUCUUUGACGACCAUGGUCAAGAGUUAGCCAAGCAUCAAAUAGAAUACAGUACUUCUGCAAGUGAAGGGUCCAGUGAAUCUAACACUGAACAGUUCAGAAGAAGAUCUUCGUUAGCAAGACACAAUGAGCCUAUUUUCUCUGCGGAGGGGGUUGUCAUCACCGUUAAUGACAAUGUUAUGAUUGAGAACAACCAUGCAAGUGUUGGUCCCACCUUGAGGUUCCCACAACCUGGAUGGGUUGAGUGUAUGCCAGUUCAUGUGUUAGCCAAUGCAGUUCAAUGUAUAAUUGCUUGUUUGCUUACGUUGACCAAGGUUAACCACGAGUCAACCGUCAAAUAUAGAGUGAAAGCCAUUGGGAUUGCCAAUAUGAGAGAAACAACCAUUGUUUGGGAUAGAAGAACCGGUAAACCGUUAAGUAAUGGGAUUACUUGGACAGAUACAAGAACAAGUGACAUUGUGAAUCAUUUACAAAGAACUACCGAUGAUGAAGUCAAGGAGAAGCUAAAGAAGAUGACGGGAUUACCGUUGUCUACGUAUUUUUCAGCUUCUAAGUUAAGAUGGCUUCUAGAUAACGAUGAUGUAAUUAGAGAAGAAUACGAAAAAGGUGAAGGGAACUUAAUGUUUGGAACCGUUGAUACUUGGUUAAUUUAUCACUUAACAAGAGAAAGGGCCUUUGUUAGUGACGUCACGAAUGCUUCCAGAACUUAUUUUAUGAACUUGGAUACUUUAGAUUAUGAUCAAGAGCUACUUGAUUUUUGGGACAUUGAUUCCAACCGCAUCCAACUUCCUAAAAUAGUUCUGUCAUCUGAAUACUAUGGAGAAUUCAACCCACCUAAUUUGAACUAUUUGGGGUUCCAUAAUAAGUUCACAGAAGAAGCGUAUGCCGUUCUCAAGACCCUCAGAGGUGUACCUAUUUGUGGGUGUUUAGGAGACCAAUCGUCUUCGCUUGUAGGCCAAUUGGCUAUCAAACCAGGCCUCGCGAAAUGUACUUAUGGUACUGGAUGUUUCCUCUUGUACAACACGGGAACAAAGAAGUUGAUUCUGAACCACGGUACGCUUACCACCUUGGGCUACUGGUUCCCCACGUUGGAGGGUGAAGACUCCAAACCCCAUUUUGCAUUAGAAGGCUCCAUAGCUGUUGCUGGGUCCAUAGUGCAAUGGCUUAGAGACAACUUGAAGUUGAUUGAAACCGCGAAAGACAUUGGACCAUUGGCCAGUCAAGUAUCGGAUUCUGGUGGGGUUGUGUUCAUCCCGGCAUUCAGCGGGUUAUAUGCUCCGUAUUGGGAUUCCGGGGCUAGAGGCACGAUCUUUGGUAUGACUCAAUACACUGGAGCACCUCAUAUAGCUAGAGCCGCUUUAGAGGGUGUGUGCUACCAGGUGAGAAGUAUCUUAAGGGCCAUGGUGAGUGAUGCAGGAGGGUCUGACGACUUUCUAGAUUCAAGCAUUGAAGACCACAAUAACCCGUUGAGUCUACUUAUGGUUGAUGGUGGGUUAUCCAAUGCCAAUGAAGUCUUACAAAUCCAAGCCGACACUUUAGGACCCUGUGUUACGGUUAAGAGAGCUGCUAUCCAUGAAUGCACGGCGUUAGGAGCAGCCAUUGCGGCUGGGGUGUCGUUUAAAAAUGUACAUGAAAGAAUCUGGAAAGAUUUCGAUGAUGUUAUAUUGAAAGUUAGUGGGAACCAAUCGUCCAUAUUUAAAGCGAAAUUGUCUGAUGAAGAUCGAAGAAGAAACUGGAAACGGUGGGAGAGAGCUGUUGACCGCGCUCAUGGCUGGUUGGAGGAGAAGGACGACUAUUAA
This is a messenger RNA of Lizanozyma spartinae, 1875 nucleotides long. It is a transcript of the gene GUT1, whose product is annotated as glycerol kinase. The transcript has a single exon. Gene Ontology annotation, molecular function: glycerol kinase activity. Gene Ontology annotation, biological process: triglyceride metabolic process; glycerol-3-phosphate biosynthetic process; glycerol metabolic process. Lineage: Eukaryota; Fungi; Ascomycota; Pichiomycetes; Serinales; Debaryomycetaceae. The record is from RefSeq and is a predicted model, not a curated record. Bases 1 to 1875 code for a protein of 624 amino acids. Gene Ontology annotation, cellular component: mitochondrion.